This is a messenger RNA of Homarus americanus (American lobster), 2644 nucleotides long. RefSeq names its product GTP-binding protein Di-Ras2-like. Gene Ontology annotation, molecular function: GTPase activity; GTP binding. The record is from RefSeq and is a predicted model, not a curated record. NCBI's taxonomy places the organism in Eukaryota, Metazoa, Arthropoda, Malacostraca, Decapoda, Nephropidae. The coding region runs from base 377 to 1216 and encodes 279 amino acids. The transcript has 8 exons.
GUCAGUCAGUGUAGCUGUGACAGUGGUGCGGGAAGGACGUGUGGCAUGGACGCUCUCUCUCCCCUCACUACAAUCCUACCCUAGUAAGAGCAGGACGGCUGGCUCCCUCACCCCUCCACUGCCUCCUCACCUGUCCCGUGGCAUCUUCGUUCACCUACACUUGCUGGUUGAUAACAGUGGACCGGACCAGGACCAGGACCACACCAGGACCAGCCAAGGACCAGACCAGCCCAGGACCACACCAGGACAACACCAGGACCAGGACCAGAACCAAGGUUGCCGCAUGAAGCGUCCCGGGGAGUGUGACGCCGCAACACACUGAGGAGACAAACACUCCCGUACCUGGACCAAGAUCAGCCGGUGAACCUUCGUCGGGAUGAGCGACAGUGAGCAUCGCAUCCGGCUGGUGCUGCUGGGGGGAGCUGGCGUCGGUAAGAGCUCCAUCAUCAGCCGUUUCCUCUACAACAAGUACACGGACAAGUACAAGAGCACCGUCGAGGAUCUCUAUAACCGGGACUACGAGUUCGGGCGCAUCACCCUCAAGGUUGACAUCCUCGAUACCGCCGGAGACUUCCAGUUCCCGGCCAUGAGGAGACUCUCCGUAGCCAACGCUCACGCCUUCCUCAUCGUGUACUCCAUCAGCCACAGUCAGUCCUUCGACACCGUCCGCCAGUGCAUCGAGGAGAUCAAGGAACAACGUACAGACUUCGAGGAGAUACCCAUAGUGAUCGCCGGCAACAAGAUGGACCUCGAGGUGGAGAGACAGGUGUUCAAGGAGGACGUCACCGAGUGGAUCUACAGAGAGCUACAGAGAUUUAGAUGUCGCGUGAUCGAGUGUUCGGCCAAGGAGAACCUACACAUCAAGGACAUCUUUCGGACCUUCCUGCAGAUCGGCAAGGUCCCCCAGGGCGAGGAGACGAGCCUCAAGCGACAGUCCUCAGCCUACACCAAGACCAGGAACCAGCGACGCAGCCAGACGCCCCCGAGAGAACGUGACUCUAUCCCUGAGAAGUUCCUCAAUGUAUGGAAUUCCAACACACUGAAGUUCCUCAAUGUAUGGAAUUCCAACACACUGAACGGCGGCGCCUCUGGAUCCACCCCACCAUCAGCCUUCUCCAGGAACAAGCCUCGGAGUCGCUCCCUCAUACGCAGGUCCUCCAAGAAGGCAAAGCAGCAAGUCCGCGACGCCCAACCAGACGAUUGCACGCUGUCGUAACCCUUCAGAGACGUCAACUAUCACCGCCAACAAGGAUAUGCUAGGAUAUCCAUCGAGUGUAAGGAUGUUUAGAGACUCGGGAUGUUAGGGUGUAGGAUACCAGGAGAUGAGGACACCGGAAGAAUCAUAGGACAAAGAGACUAGGAUGAUCGGAAUAAUAAGAGACGACGAGGAGACAAGCGUAGCCAGGAUGAUGGAGAAUUGAGAGUUGUGUGACAGAUGCUGACACUGUCAACUUUAUAUGGUUUCUUGUAGACGCCUUCGGGAGUUGGGGGCAAGUACCAGAAGCCUUUGGGAGUUGAAGGAAAGAAGUUAGAAUUGAAGAUGAAACAAGUGAAGGUGUCUUGGACUGAGAACAACAACAACCACUCGUGUGAUCCUUGACGACAGCAGGACAAGUGAAGUCAAGUGAAACGAAUUAUAUUAUUCUUGGAAAUUCGGGAAGUGAACGCUAAUAAGUCUUGUCAGCUUAGACUUGUGAAAAGAGAAGAAAGUUUAAAUUAUUUCCCGAAAUUUUUAAUCAAGGAGAGUUUGGUGAUUAACGGAGGUGAGGAGGGAUCCAUCUCAGUGUGUGUGGGGGGGGGGAGGGGGACGAGGACCAGAAACCCUCUUAUCCUCAACAGUGUGAAGACGAUGACGGGAUUGUUGCACUAUGAUAUUGACACGUUAGGAGAUCUGAUAUCUUAAAAUACUCAUAUUUUUUUCUCAAUAAUGACUCGUAUCGUGAUUGUGAAAACUAAAGAAAGGUGAAAACUUGAAGGUAUUUGUAGUUGAGACUUCGUAAGUAGGAGAGAAACAGACAAGAUAUAUUCUUAUAGUAACUGUUCACUUCUGUUCUAAUAUAUUAAGGGUUCAUUUUACAACUGAUGUUGAAAUACGCCAAUAAUACACAUUUCCCUGAUGGUUACACUCACCAGCUUUGAUAUCGUCGAGAACACGCCACUUUCUUACCGCUAGUUGUGAUCUAGUAUACUGUACACAAGAGGGACUCUACACAGCGAGGCAAAGCUCAAAUACUUUAAUUUUGUCGUGGCUUCGUUGUAAGCCUUAAGUUAACAUUGAGUGUAAAAGUUAGAUAUAUUAUCCCUUAUGUUUGUGAGCAUCUGCUAGACAUCCCCGUUUACUGUAGUUUGUGAUGUAGAACAAAAGUGAAGUUGUAUCAAUGCUUUUAUAGUUUGCAUAUUUUCAAAUGUGACAAUGGAGGAGUUUAUUAACUUCCAGUGUUGUAUAGAUAUGAAGAGUGAUCUAUAUAUUGUUUACCAUUGAAAUAUAUAAAAUUUUGUAAUGGAUAAGAUAUACCUACUGUAGAUAAGUUUUUGUAAAGUAGUAGACAUGUUAGUAUCCGAUGACUGUACUGUACUGUACUGUAGUGUACUGUACUGUACUACGCUGUACUACGCAAACACGUCAGGUGCAAGACGUCCAAAC